Seminavis robusta is the source of this 1709-nucleotide messenger RNA. NCBI's taxonomy places the organism in Eukaryota, Bacillariophyta, Bacillariophyceae, Naviculales, Naviculaceae. The record is from the annotation of a GenBank genome assembly.
UGAAUUCUGAAGAUCAGAAGACACAUUGGCAUCGUCAUUGUACAGUACAACAACAAAGCAAAGCCCAGCUAGUCAGUCCUUCAUUGCUAGCUAGCUAGUAGGAUAGACAAAGGGAAAGGGAAGUCAUGCCAACGUUUGCCGACAUUGACUUUAGCCGCGAGCUUGGGAAGCGUUUGGUAGCGAUAUCUGAGAAAAGUGAUGUCUGCCAUCCCAUUGAGACGCCGCAAGCUCUGCUGUCUCGACACCCUCGGUCUCUUCGAUGGCGGAAUGAAGACGGAACCAUCAGUACCAAUCCACUUCAUUGCUGUGGUUUUCCAGAAGUUCGCCAUGAUGUCGCAAAGAAGCUAGUGGCAAACAGUCUGGUGGGACGUCGUCAGGAAUUGGUAAAAUCAAUAUUAGAGCUACAACAAGAGUACCAGCAUGAGGAAGAGGGACAUCCAGAAAAUGCUCGACCACACAAGUCUUCGGGACAGCAGUUUUCCGGAUGCGUGUCAGCCCUGGAUCUGUUGAAGUUUCAAAAAUCGACAAUUUCCAGCGCAGCAAUGGCAACCAAUGCAGCAGUUCCUUGCUGUGUUUCCACAGGGUCCUUGUCCCUGGAUGCUCUGUUGGGAAUUCCCCAUCCCAUGGCCCAGUCAAUUUCAUCAUCCAUCAAUCCACGUCUCUGUAUUCCGAUGCCUGUGCGAGGCAUUCCAUGGGGUCAUGUUGUACAGUGCUCGGGGCCAUCUGCUUGUGGAAAAACACAAUUGGCACUACAGAUUGCCGUCUCUGCCGCUUCCCAGUGCCUUUCGGUCAUGUACCUAGCCAGUGCAAUGGGACAAGGAUGCUUGACUCCUAGUGUCCUACGGCUCCGUGAAUUGGCCAGUGCCACAUGCAGCACACGGAGCCAGAGUACAGCCCUGCUGGAUCGGGUGUCGUUCCAAGUGGUUCAGGAUGCCUUUCAAUUGCUCUCGUGCCUGGCAGAGGUGGAGGAGUCUGUUUUGAGAGCAGGAACACAGCGCCAUACUACCGGUAUUACCAAUCAACCCAGCAACGCUUUUCAGCUACCAGCACAGGUGCUUAUUUUAGACGCAGCUUCGGGGUGCCUCACAACCGAAGAUGAAACUCUAUUACAACGUGUAGCACUUCGACUCAAACAUUUGGCAAGACACUAUCACUUGAUUGUCUGGGUCAACAUUGCUUCCACCAUUCCACGGCCCAAGAAACCGCACCGUUCUACUAAUCAGCGACAUUCCAUUGAUGGCACUGGCCUCGAUGCCGCCGAUGAAAUUCUGUUGGGUGGCACUGAAACGAAUCCAUCGUCAGGUCCUGUCAAAGUCACACCCAGACCUGCCCUCGGUGCUGUCUGGCAGCGAUCCUCCUGGGAUAUUCAUAUCUCCUUGCGCGUGACAGAAGAAAAGGUACCCAUCAAAUUGCCAGAACCGCGACAUCCGCAACAGCGACAACAACACGAGUCCUACAAGCAGGAAAUGGAGGCACAUGUGAUUCGAGCCACUCUCGAGGCACACCCCUUGAAGAAAUGCUCUCCCAGCAAACAACGGCAACAGGCCACAGCUGAUAGCAAUCUGACGGCUGAAUGGUACAUCACAGCCAGAGGGAUUCAAGACGUCUCAAUCCCUGAAGACAUGGAAGAAACAGAGGAUAUGUUGUAGUACUAAAACCACACAGCAUUAUUUGCAAGCAUGCAUGUCUGAAAACUAGUGUAGCAUUCU